GGAAAUACACUGCUUCAGCAGAGCCUCUCUCCAAUUCAGUGUGCUCAGCCCUGAGCAGGGGAAACACUUCUGCCUCCCUGCCCAGCCCCCAGUUACUCCUUUGAAGGAAACUUGGGAGAUACUAGGGACUGGUGAGGAGGUGCUGCUUGGAUCAGGCAUGAGGGGCUUUGAAAUCCUUUGAGAUAAAGGAAGAUUUUAUUUCCAUUUCCUGGUUUUUACCUCUCAUUUAAGCCUUGUUUGCAGAGCGGGGAGGAAGUUGAAUGAACAGCUGGGCAGCUGGAUAUCAGGCGUUUGUGGAGUAUGGGUACAACUGCCAGCGCAGCUCAACAGCCGGCCCCCACAGUGCCCCCUAGUGAUAGCCUCCAAGGAAAUGGCAGUGCAAGUUCAAGUACAGAAGACAGGAAUUCUCUUAGCAUUCACUCUUUUCAGACAGUGAGCAUUCACAACAAGGCCAAAUCCAUAAUCACCAAUAAGGUGGCUCCAGUUGUAAUUUCAUACAAUUGUAAAGAAGAAUUCCAAAUUCAUGAUGAUUUGCUUAAAGCCAAUUAUUCUGUUGGGAGGAUUUCUGAGACCAUGCCAGAACAUUAUCUUGUACAGGGUAAAUAUUUUAUGGUACGGGAUGUGUACAGCAAGUUAGAUGUUCUAAAGACUACAAGUAGUUUUGGUGCACCAAAUUUCCGCCAAGCAACAGGAGGAUAUGAAGUGUAUGGAAUGGGUCAACCCAGCCUAAAUGGCUUCAAACAAGUACUACAGAAGCUCCAGAAUGAUGGGCAUAAGGAAUGCAUGUUUGUCUGUGUCCGUGAAGAGCCCGUGGUGUUUCUGAGAUUGGAAAGUGACUUUGUGCCUUAUACUCCCAGAAGGAAGGAGAAUUUGCAUGAAAAUUUACACAACCUGGAAAAAAGACUCCGUGUAGAGAAUUUGGAACUUGCUAUUCGUAAAGAGCUUUAUGACUUUGCUCAAUUGAGUGGGAACAGCUAUUUUGUAUAUAAUGACAUUGAACAUUUUAAGGAUGAGCCUCACUCUGUCAAGGUUGAGUGUGAAGAAGAUGUACACGUGACAGAGGAAGUGUAUAGCAGGCCUGUUUUCUUACUGCCCUCUUACAGAUAUCAUCGUUUGCCCCUACCAGUAGAUGGUGCUCCUCUGGAAUCACAGUUUGAUGCUUUUGUAAACUUUCUCAGGGAAAACCCUUGCCUCCUGCUACUUCAUGAUACCAGCUGUGCACCACCUGCUUUGCUUUUCAGUUGCCAGACAGGAGUUGGGAGGACGAAUUUAGCCAUGAUUCUGGGAACAUUAGUUCUGUAUCACCGAAAGGGUUCAACUGAAAAACAGAUGAUCAACCAGAGCACCAAUGACUUGCCAAAAGAACGUUUUCAGGUGAUACAAAACUUCAUCAAUAUGGUACCAAAUGGAGAACAAAUAGUUGAAGAGGUGGACCAUGCUAUUUCCUUGUGUUCAGAAAUGCAUGAUAUCAAGUCAGCUAUAUAUGAAUGCAAGAAGAAGUUGGAGGGCAUUGGUGAGGACUACCAAAUUCAGGGAAGUAGUACCAAAGAAUAUUUCCUCCGAGGAACCCUCAAUAGCCUUGAGCGCUACUUUUACCUUAUAGCUUUCAACUUCUACCUUCACGAGCAGUAUCCCUUGGCUUUUGCACUGAGUUUUAGUCGAUGGAUGUGUGUACAUCCUUGGAUUUACAGGCUUCAAGCUGCCAUGAAUUUGUCUGAACUCACUUUAUCUGGGGAGCUAAUAACCAAAGGAACACGGGUAUUGAUAUUGGAUGAACGGUUUUCACCUGAUGUUUUGAGCACUGUAAAGGAAAUGAGUGUAGCUAACUUUCGAAGGGUACCCAAGAUGGCUAUUUAUGGUACCGCUCAACCAAACUCAAAGGCCAUGGGUUGUGUUCUGAACUACUUGACUGAUGCAAAGAGGAAAUACUCCAAUAUUCUGUGGGUGAACCUACGAGAAGAUGUGGUGCUGGAAGGCAAUGAACAAAUAUACACUCCAAGGGAGCAGGACAACUUGGAACAACCUAUUGCUGUACCUGUCAAUACAUCAGAACAGUUGGAGAAAUUAGAAGCCACGAUAACAAAUCAUAUUCUGACUUCCCAAAAAUGGUUGGAAGUUUACCUUGAACAGGAGAAGCAAAUGAAGAUGUUCAAAACAUGUAAAACAAUGCAGGAAAUUUUCAACCACCAAAGAAGCACAUAUCCCGGACUGGUGUAUAAAAGAAUCCCCAUUCCUGACUUCUGCGCUCCCAGGGAACAGGAUUUUGACAUGAUUCUUAAGGCUAUGAAGAACAUCCUUGCUGAGGACUCUAAUUCAGCUUUUGUAUUCAACUGUCAUGGCGGCAGAGGGAGGACUACGACUGCAAUGGUCAUUGCUUUACUGAUACUCUGGCACUUCAAUAGCAUUCCUGAAAUUAGUGAGGAUGAAAUUGUAAGUGUUCCAGAUGCCAAAUAUACCAAAGGAGAAUUUGAGGUAGUGAUGAAGAUUGUUCAGUUGCUGCCAGAUGGACACAAAAUUAAGAAAGAAGUUGAUAUGGCACUUGACACUGUUAGUGAAACCAUGACUCCUAUGCAUUAUCACUUACGAGAGAUCAUCAUUUCCACUUACCGUCAGAUUAAAACAGCAAAAAAUGUGAAGGAAAUGCAGUUACUUCAGCUGCGGAGUCUGCAGUCUUUGGAGAGAUAUAUUUACCUGAUCCUCUUUAAUGCUUACCUUCACUUGGAGAAGAAGGACAGAUGGCAGAGACCCUUUAGCAAGUGGAUGUAUGAGGUGGCAUCCAAAGCUGGAGUUUAUGAAGUGCUCAAUCAACUGGGCUUCAGUGAAUUUGAGAAUUUGGAAGAUCAGCCUUUGUCUCGCCUGCGCUAUCGUUGGCAACAGCAAAAUUUAAACUCGCUUCCCUUCCGAGGAGAAUUUAUUUAGGACUAUAAGACCUUUUCAGCUUUAUCUUGGUAGAUCUCCUUUUAUUUGGAUCCUUUGAAAAAGACCUUAAAAGCAUGCAAAAAUGUGUAUUUGUUUUAGGGGUCACAGAAAUCCCAAAAAUGUAAAAAAAAAUAUGUAAUUGGAGGAAGUACAGUCAUUGAUCUGUAUGAUCCAACAGAGACUGAUUAACCACAUGGUCCAACUAUCAUUUGGUUUUCAUUUGUCAUUGACUAUGCGUAAGUUAUGUUUUCUCCUACGACCAGUAUAUCCAAUAGUUUGACCUGCAUGGAAGGGCUAUAGUUGGCUAUGUGGUUAUAUACUUAAUGCUCAGGAUCUUUCUAUUAUUACUACUAUUGUGUUAAUAUUUCAUAAGAAGUAAGAUUACAUUGGGGAAAAAAACAUGUACUAGAUGACACACAUGCUGCCAAACUGUAGCAGAAAUGGACAGAGAAGAUAUGUAUAAAAUGUUGGGUUUUGAUU
Molecule: messenger RNA, 3399 nt
Organism: Bufo bufo (common toad)
Lineage: Eukaryota; Metazoa; Chordata; Amphibia; Anura; Bufonidae
Gene: PALD1
Product: phosphatase domain containing paladin 1
Exons: 20
Coding region: 301-2919 (872 amino acids)
Source: RefSeq, a predicted model, not a curated record